Messenger RNA from Telopea speciosissima, 3465 nucleotides. Its product is annotated as putative disease resistance RPP13-like protein 1. Lineage: Eukaryota; Viridiplantae; Streptophyta; Magnoliopsida; Proteales; Proteaceae. The transcript is spliced from 2 exons. Gene Ontology annotation, biological process: defense response to other organism. The coding region runs from base 115 to 3465 and encodes 1116 amino acids. The record is from RefSeq and is a predicted model, not a curated record. Gene Ontology annotation, molecular function: ADP binding.
ACAGAAUCUGUGGUUAAGGGCAUCAAUGAGAGAUUUGGAUCAAAAGUAAGGGACAUCAAUGAGAGGUUAAAAAGUGUAGCACAGGGUGGUGUUGCUCUAGGCUUGAACUCCAGCAUGGCUUCUGGGUCCUCAAGGCCCAGGGUAUUCAGUGAAAGGCCACCGACGAGUUCUUUGGUGAAUAGUUCUAAAGUGUUGGGCAGAGAGGAUGAUAUGUGGAAGAUUGUUGGAUGGUUGCUUUCAGACAAAACUUGCAGUAACAAUGAUAAUAAUUUCUCGGUGCUGCCCAUAGUCGGCAUGGGUGGAGUUGGUAAAACGACCCUUGCUCAACUUGUUUAUAACCAUGAGACAGUUGGAAAGCAUUUUGGUCUCAAAGCUUGGGUUUGUGUAUCAGAAGACUUUGAUGUGGUGAGGUUAACCAAAGAAAUUCUAGAGUCAGUCACUCGUUCAUCCCAAUUUUCUAAUUCAUUGGAUCAAUUACAGAUGAAACUUAAAGAAGAAUUGAGCAAGAAAAGAUUCUUAUUGGUUCUAGAUGACAUGUGGAGUGAGAACUACGAGAGAUGGGAUGUGUUAAGCACCGUUUUUGCAUUUGGUAAACCAGGAAGCAAGAUACUGGUUACAACACGGAGCAAAGGUGUUUCAUCAAUAGUGCGCACAGAUUCGAACGAUCAUGAUUAUGAUCUUAAAGGUCUAUCAAACGAUGAUAGUCUAGCAUUGGUUAGAAGGCAUGCUUUCUUGGAUCGGAAUUCCUCUGAUGCAGAUCGAAAGUUGAAAUUAUUUGGUGAAGAAAUUGUGAAGAAAUGUAAGGGCUUACCUUUGGCUGUAAAAACAUUUGCCGGCCUCUUGCGAGAUAAAAUGGAGGACAGUGAGUGGGAAGAUAUUUUGGGGAAUGAAAUAUGGGAUUUAAGGGAGAGUGAGAUCCUUCCAUCCCUCAUGUUGAGCUACCAUCAUCUUCCAUCACUUCUGAAGAGAUGUUUCGCAUAUUGUGCUUUGUUUCCCAAAGACUAUGUAUUUAACAAGAUUGAAUUAGUCACAUUAUGGAUGGCGGAAGGUCUAGUUCGAUCAAAAGGAAGGAAACGACUAGAAGAUAUAGGGGCUGGAUAUUUUGAUGAACUAUUUGUGAGGUCCUUCUUUGAAUUAUCUAACCGACAUCCUUCUAACCAAUCUUUCCUUUUUCAAAAUCCAAACUUUCCUGUUGCAUUUGAGGAGUUUUUUUUUAAGUUAUCUGAAGAACUUCACAUCAGAUCAUUUUUUGAGUCAUGCAAUAACACAGGAUCAGGAUUUGUGAUGCAUGAUCUCAUCCAUGAUUUAGCAGAAUAUGUUUUGGGUGGAAUAUACUGUAGGAGAGAAGGGUCUGAUAAGCCAUCCAAAGUUCUUGCAACAACCCGUCACUUGUCCUUCCUUGAGAUGAAUUCUAAUGUUGAGGCGACAGAAUUUGAGGGCAUAAAAAAUGUGCGAACCUUUCUAGAUCUUGAAUAUUUCCGUAAUGACAAUUUGAGUAUCAAGCAGCUUUUUCCCACCAUGGAAUUUCAAUUCCAAUUCUUACGUGUGCUACGUUUUAGAAAGUGUCGUGAUUAUGAAUUGCUUGAUUCAAUUGGCAAGUUGAAACAUCUAAGGCUUAUUGAUCUCUCAUUUUCUGAUAUUGAGAGGUUACCCGACUCCAUUACAAGUCUUUACAAUCUACAAACGUUGAUCCUAAUUGGAUGUGGGAGACUUACAAAGUUACCUAAAGAUAUGGGAAACCUCGUAAACCUUCGACAUCUUUUUCUUCCCUCAUUAGGGUAUGCUUCCUACGAAAUGCCAUUAAGAGUGGGUAACUUAACUAGUCUUCAAACAUUGACCACAUUCAUUAUGGGGCCAAACAAUAAUAGUGAAUUGAGUGAUUUGUCCCAACUCCGUGGGACUCUCGAAAUUUCAAAUUUGGAAAAUCUAGGAAAUAGUGGGACAGAAGCCAUGGUUGUCAAUUUAAAGAACAAGUCAUACCUGCUUUUGCUACGGCUGCGUUGGAGUGAGUAUGUUACCGAGGAUAGUGAUCAUGAAAGCCAGGAUAGUUUUCCUUAUUUGGGGAGAGAAGAAGACGUUGAGGAGGAGAAUAAUGAUGAUGGAAGUGAAGAUUGGUCUCAUGAUUUGUGUACAGAUGAAAAAGUAGAGGAGGAGAAUAGUGAUGAUGGAAGUGAGGAUUGGUCUCAUAACUUGUGGAUAGAUGAAAAAGUAGAGGAGGAUGUACUUGACCAACUACACCCUCAUACCAAUCUUAAAGGGCUAUGGGUUGAAAAUUAUGGUGGUACAAGAUUCCCAAGCUGGAUAGGGCAACCUUCCUUCUUUAAUUUAGAGAGUGUGAUUCUCAGUGGUUUUCACAACUGCAAGUUCCUACCUCAUCUUUGGAAAUUACCCUUGCUCAAACACCUAGUGAUUGUGGACGGCAAUGCUACAAAAAUAGUGGAAAGUGAGUUAAAUGAGGAUGGUUCAUCAUCAGCUAGAAAGCGAUUUCAAUCAUUGGAGACACUACUUAUAGAAAACAUGCCGGAGUUGGAGGAGUGGCUCGAAAUAGUUGAAGAAGAAGAAGGUGGACAAUUCCCUUGCCUUCGUGAGGCAUUAAUAUGCGGUUGUCCCAAGCUAAAAGGACUACCUCGCCUUCUUCCAUCAAUUGAGAGGUUGAAUUUGAGCAAUUGUGACCAAUUAACAAUAUUGCCGGAUUCUAACCACCCAUCACCACCACCAGCACCAGUACAUAACUUAUUCCUUUGCCUCCGUGAGCUAGAAAUCAAGUGUUGUCCUAAUAUGACAGAAUCAUUAAUGUGCAUCCUUCCUACUUUGGAGUCCCUCAAAUCAUUACAACUAUGUGACAUUCCAAACCUAAAGUCUCUGCCAGAAGGGCUGCACAGUCUCCCGUCCCUGGAAAGAUUAGAAAUCUCAAAUUGCCCUGCUUUAGAGUCUUUUCCAAACAUGGGGUUACCCAACGCAAUUCGAGAGAUGCGGAUUCGAGAAUGUGGGAAGCUGAAUUUGUUGCCUCUGGGACUACUGGACAGACUAAAAAAUCUCCAAAAACUGACGAUUUCAAAUUGCUAUUUUCUUAUGGAGUGUAAGAAUCUUGAACCCUUACAUACCUUAGGCCUUCAUAAUCUCACCUCUCUUUCAAGUCUCACCAUUGGUGGAUGUCCUGCUCUUGUGUCCAUUCCAAAGGGCCUAUUUCCCACCAAUCUUCAGGCUUUUAUCAUCAAGGAUUGCCCGAGUCUUGAAUCCCUACCUGAAGGACUCUCUGAGCUAACCCUUCUUCAUCAUUUGGAAAUCUAUAACUGUCCAAGGCUAAAACAACAGUGGAAAAAUAAGGAAGGAGAAGAAUGGUCAAAGGUCGGUCAUAUCCCUUAUAGAGUAGCAUUCGAUGCUUGCUUAGCGGAAUUAAGUGACUAUCCGUUUCGUUUGGUCCUGGCCUCAUCGAGUGGUCAGGAGAAUGAUGAAGAGAUGUGA